Messenger RNA from Jatropha curcas, 2440 nucleotides. RefSeq names its product protein SIEVE ELEMENT OCCLUSION B. Gene Ontology annotation, biological process: phloem development. NCBI's taxonomy places the organism in Eukaryota, Viridiplantae, Streptophyta, Magnoliopsida, Malpighiales, Euphorbiaceae. The record is from RefSeq and is a predicted model, not a curated record.
CAAGAAGAACAUAUUAAGCCUUCUCUUCUAUAUUCAAAACCAUAUUGUUGCAUUGUAAGCUUGUGUUUAAGCUCAGAAAUGGCUCUUAAGCAAUUAACAGGCGGCGUGCAUCAACUAGGCAAAGGUGAAAGGCUAUUGUUUUCAAGUUCUGAUGAUAAUGCAAUGACUAAGCAAAUUCAGGGAACUCAUUCUCCUGAUGGUCGGGAAUUUGAGGUCAAACCUCUUCUUCAUAUCGUUGAAGACAUCUUCAAUCGCGCUGCCCCCACUAUCGAUGCCCUUGCUAUUGCUGCUCCGCAACAAACACGUUCAGAAGCUUUGGACGACAGAACUUACCAAACGAGCUUCAUUGCCACGCUUGAAUCUUUGGCAUUUGUCAUUGAUCGAGUCGCAACUGAGAUAGCAUACAAAUGCACAGGUGGUGCAGAUGCACAUGCAACUACUAUGUCACUAUUAAACAUGCUAUCCAACUAUUCAUGGGAAGCCAAGUUGGUGAUAGCAUUAGCUGCUUUUGCAAUGAACUAUGGAGAGUUUUGGUUGGUUGCACAGUGCUACACCUCAAACCAGCUUGCGAAAUCUGUUGCAAUUCUGAAACAAUUGCCUGACAUGUUAGAACAUUCAAGCAUGCUUAAACCUCGAUUUGAUGCGAUCAAAAACCUCAUCAAAGUCAUGGUAGAUAUUGCCAAAUGCAUUGUUGAGUUCAAGGAGCUUCCUCCUCAUUACAUUUCUUUAGAUAUCCCUGCAAUGUCCACUGCAAUGGCCCAUAUUCCUAUUACUGUCUACUGGACAAUGAGAAGUAUUGUGGCUUGUGCAUCCCAGAUUACUGGCCUUAUUGGUUUGGGGCAUGAGCACGUAGUGUCAACUACAGAGGCCUGGGAGCUAUCAAGCUUGGCUCACAAGCUCAGUAACAUGCAUAGUCACCUAGCAACUCAACUAGCGAUAUGCUAUAAGCACAUUGAUGAAAAGAAACAUCUGGAAACUUAUCAGAACCUCUUACAUUUGUUCGAGAUGGCCCAUAUUGACAACAUGAAAGUUCUCAGAGCUUUGAUUUAUACUAAGGAUGAUCUACAGCCGCUUGUUGAAGGAACCACAAAGAGGAGGGUCAACAUUGAUGUCCUGAGAAGGAAAAAUGUGCUUCUGCUCAUAUCAGACCUUGAGAUUUUGCAAGAAGAGAUUGCCAUUCUUGAACAAAUAUACAAUGAGUCCCGGCUUCAUCCAACAAGGCAGGAGAGUCAAUAUGAGAUUGUGUGGCUUCCAAUUAUAGACCCAGCUGUCCCUUGGAAUGAUAAUAUGCAAAGUCGAUUCGAGACAUUGCAGGCUGGUAUGACUUGGUAUUCUAUACACCACCCUUCCUUGAUUGACAGGGCAGUGAUAAAGUUUGUUAAACAAGCGUGGCAUUUUGAGAAGAAGCCUAUACUUGUGGUGCUUGAUCCACAAGGAAGGGUCGCUUGCCCUAAUGCACUCCAUAUGAUGUGGAUUUGGGGCAGUCUAGCCUUCCCUUUCACCACUUUAAGGGAGGAAGCUCUUUGGAAGGAAGAAAGUUGGAGACUUGAGCUCUUGGUGGAUGGCAUUGAUCCAAUGGUUCUCAAUUGGAUGCAAGAAGGAAGAUACAUAUGCUUAUAUGGAGGAGAAGACAUGGAAUGGAUUCGAAAAUUUACAAACACAGCAAGAGCUGUUGCACAAUCUGCAGGUAUUCCAUUGGGAAUGGUUUACGUAGGAAAAAGCAAUCCAAAAGAAAGAGUUCGAAGAAACAUUGCAACAAUCAUCGUGGAAAAGCUCAGCCAUUACUGGCAAGACUUAACUUCAAUUUGGUACUUUUGGGUUAGAAUUGAAAGCAUGUGGAGAUCAAAGAAUCAAUUAGGAAGAACACCUGAAAAUGACCCAAUAAUGAAAGAGAUCAUGACUAUGCUUAGCUUUGAUGGCAGCGAUGGCGGAUGGGCUAUUUUCACUAGAGGCUCUGAUGAAAUUGUUAGAGCUAAAGGAAAUAUAUUUUUGACUUGCUUGGCAAAUUACAGUGCUUGGAAAGAUCAAAUACAGCAAAAGGGUUUUAUGCCAACGCUUAAAGAACAACUCUACCUUUCUGCACCUGAACAUCAUUGUAACCGCCUUGUGCUUCCCGGUGCUGCUGGAAUGAUACCGGAAAGAAUUGUUUGCUCGGAUUGUGGCCGGAGCAUGGAAAAGUUUAUCAUGUAUAGGUGCUGCGAUGAGUAAGCAAAAGCAAUGAGCAAUGGCUAUAAAUUAUAAUCAGUUUUUAUGAAUUGAUGCAGAGAUAAAUAAGUUGCUUGCAGCUGAGAAUGAUGAGAUUGCUUUCACAAGGAUGGAAAUUUUUACUAUGUAAUGGAUUUGCAUUACUUUAUAAUUUCUUUUGUUGUUAUAAUAUGCAGUGUUGUGUGUUAAUUAUGAAACUACUACUUAUUUCAAUAAAGUCUUUUUCCUCUUAAAA